Molecule: messenger RNA, 984 nt
Organism: Striga asiatica
Lineage: Eukaryota; Viridiplantae; Streptophyta; Magnoliopsida; Lamiales; Orobanchaceae
Source: the annotation of a GenBank genome assembly
CUUCGAGCUAGCCCAUUGGCUAGCCUAUUAUCACGCGGGCCUUCAAUUACAGGUACAAACCAAAGGUUACCCACUCCGUGUAAAAGGGGGUUGCACCCGUCUGAGGAUGAACUGACUGGCCCUCUCAUUUGUUGCAGAGUAAAAUCUUUGGGUCGAUGGCUUGCGUCCACUCGAACGCGGUGGCUCAUCCUCUCCGCUCAUUCCUCCGCCGGCAAACAUUGCUUCAACACUCAUGUCAAUUCCGCCGUCUCCUCACCUCCACGAGCCUCAAUACCUUACCCCCCAAUCACCGUGAACGUCCGGUUCAGCCGAUUUUGCGUAGCCUCGACGAAGUUUCUCUUCAAAGGCGAAAGAAGCAGCAGUAGCAUCUCGCAAUCGGAAUUAAAAAUAGUGGAGUAUCCUGACCCUAUAUUGAGACCAAGGAACAAACGAGUUAACAUGUUUGAUGAGAGCUUGAAAAACCUUGUGGCGGAGAUGUUUAUAUUAAUAAUGGAUGGCGUUUGGCUCUCGGCACCCCAAAUUGGAAUUAAUGUCGAGCUAAUGGUCUUCAAUCCAGUCGGUGAACAUGGUGAAGGAGAAGAGAUUGUUCUUGUAAAUCCACAAAUCAAGAGAUUUUCAAGAAAGAUUGUGCCUUUUAACGAGGGCUGUUUAUCUUUCCUUGGAAUUUACGCUGAUGUUGAAAGACCAGAUGCAUUGCAAGUGGGUGCACAGGAUAUAACUGGUGGAAGGUUUGAAGUUAACUUGACCGGGCUUCAUGCACGGGGAAUUUUGUUUUUUGACCGAAUGAGUGAUGAAGUCCUCGAAACUGUUCGUGCAGAGUUAGAGCAAGUGAUCAGUACAUUUGGCACAUUUGGAAAUAAUUUCUCAAAUAUUCCUCCUCAACGGGCCUUGGAAAAGAAAUAUGAGGAGACAACUGGAUUGCCAAGUCCUGAAAGAAUUGACAAGCGAAGAAGAAAGAAGGAAGCUUUUGGGUUUGGAAAACAA